Messenger RNA from Drosophila hydei, 697 nucleotides. RefSeq lists its product as uncharacterized. The record is from RefSeq and is a predicted model, not a curated record. The transcript has 2 exons. NCBI's taxonomy places the organism in Eukaryota, Metazoa, Arthropoda, Insecta, Diptera, Drosophilidae. Bases 38 to 697 code for a protein of 219 amino acids.
UUCGAAAGUAUUAGCAGAGCUGUGACAAUAUCUUGCAAUGAAGAUAAAAAUAUAUAUUAUGUUGCUCCAGUUGUUACCUUGGGUGCACUGCAUUGCAUCUCCGAGGGCAAUGAUGGACAGAUACUUGAUGGAUUGCAAAAGGGCCCCUAGGGGCAUGCCGCUUAAUUUGAUGGGUCUUAAGGGCAUAUGGCAUGAGGUGGGACGUUUUCCCAAGACAAGCUCUUUAACGUGCCUCACAGUAGAAGUGCCAGAGAGUGGGAGCCCGAUUCUGAAUAUAAGGCUGAGCUAUGUUAGCCACAUCGGUGAAAGUGUAAAAAAAAACAAGGACACAGUUUCAUUUCCAAUGAACCAAUUUACCAACAAUAGCAUUUUUCUGGUGAAGUAUGAGAUGCGCGAUAUGACAACAUUUCUACGCUUUAUGGUCGUCUAUACUGAUUACGUGAAUAUGACAAUUAUAUGCAGUCAUUCUCCGGUCACGCCCGUAUUGAGAAUUAAGAUAUUUUCGCGUCGGAUAGAUCUGGAUCCCCAAAUCAAAGAGCUCAUUGGCGAUCAAUUGGAAAGAAAGAAAUUGAAGCGAAAUUUUAUUUGGGUGGAUAAAUCCAGCUGUGAUACUGCCAUAUGUACGUUUGUCAGCUCUCCAAUUACAUUAUCGCUUGCUAUCACUGUAUUGACACUCUUAAAUAUAUACAUAACUUAG